AUUAAUCAUCAGAGAGGAAGAGUAUUCAAGGGAAGGCAGCAAGAUGGCGGGUUUUUUUGAUGUGAGAAUGUGGAACGUUAUAAUGAUGGGGAUGGCCUUUAUGUUCAUGUUCACGGCCUUCCAGACUACAUCAAUCAUAGAGCCUUAUGUCUUACAAGGGGUGAAAGAAAAAUAUCAGGCAAGAAAUGAAACAUUUGCAGGGGAUGGAUAUGUUAGUCUCGGCAUCGUGUAUGCUGUCUUCACCUUUUCCAACUGGUUUGCACCAUCAUUUGUGGGGAUAUUUGGACCAAGAUCAUCAAUGAUUGCUGGUGGUGUUUGUUACUUAUUAUUUAUCCUAUCUUUUCUAAAACCAAUGACAUGGACACUAUAUUUGGCAUCUGUCAUUAUUGGACUUGGUGCAAGUGUUAUCUGGACUGGACAAGGAAAUUUUCUUACUUUAAACUCUGACACUGACACCAUGUCCAGGAACAGUGGUAUCUUCUGGGCACUGCUGCAGUGCAGCUUGUUAUUUGGAAAUUUGUUUGUGUUUAUUAUGUUUCCUGGGAAACAAAACAUUGAUGAUCACACAAGGACUACAGUAUUUAUUGUCUUUAGUGCUGUUUGUGGAAUUGGAAUCUUACUCCUCUUUCUGUUACGUAAACCACCUUUGAUUGCUGAAAAGGUGCUGCAUGAUAUUGAAGGAAAAACGUCACCCAGGACUCCCCAUGCAACUUCCAAGCCGGGACCCUUGGCAGCAUUGAAAACAUCUUUUAGACUGUUCAUGACAAAAGAUAUGAUUCUCCUCAGCUUGUGCUUUGCUUACACAGGUUUAGAAUUGACGUUUUUCAGUGGUGUCUAUGGAACAUCUGUUGCAAACACUUUAAAGAUUCCAUCAGCGCAGAAGAUCAUUGGUUUGGUUGGUGUAUCUAUUGGCGUAGGAGAGAUUCUUGGGGGUCUGGCAUUUGGUAUUUUUGGCAAGAAAACCAAUAAAUUUGGUCGUGAUCCAAUAGUUCUUCUUGGCCUUGUGGUGCAUCUGGCUGCCUUUCUCAUGAUAUUCCUCAACAUACCUUCACAUGCACCGAUAGGGAAAACUCUUGAUAAGGCGUAUAUCAAGCCUAAUCAGUACAUCGCUCUCAUUUGUGCUUUUCUGCUUGGGUUAGGUGACAGUAGCUUUAACACCCAGAUAUAUUCCAUCUUAGGGUUUGCUUACUCUGAUGACAGUGCACCAGCCUUUGCUCUUUUCAAGUUUACACAGUCCCUUUUUGCUGCCGUAGGAUUCUUUUACAGUAAUAGAAUUCAGCUGCAGUGGCAACUGCUGAUUCUGGUAAUAUGGUCAUUUAUAGGAACAUUGGGCUUCUUCACAGUGGAAUGGAAGCAUAAGAAAAGGGCUGUAGGAUAUCAAAGAAUUCAGUAACUAGAUAACAAAAGCAGUCAAGGAUCAAUAAUUCUGUCAUAGGCAUAGAAACUUGCCUUCCCUUACCUACAUGACAAUUCUUCACUUAA
Molecule: messenger RNA, 1482 nt
Organism: Actinia tenebrosa (Australian red waratah sea anemone)
Lineage: Eukaryota; Metazoa; Cnidaria; Anthozoa; Actiniaria; Actiniidae
Product: UNC93-like protein MFSD11
Source: RefSeq, a predicted model, not a curated record